Messenger RNA from Styela clava, 2322 nucleotides. RefSeq lists its product as uncharacterized. The record is from RefSeq and is a predicted model, not a curated record. Gene Ontology annotation, molecular function: serine-type endopeptidase activity. NCBI's taxonomy places the organism in Eukaryota, Metazoa, Chordata, Ascidiacea, Stolidobranchia, Styelidae. Gene Ontology annotation, biological process: proteolysis.
CAAACUUUCUAUAUAGAUAAUCUGUAUUCGUCUAGCUAUUUUAUUAGAACGAGGCUUGCCGACCAAACGAAGAUGUCAACAACUAUAUUAAUACCUUUUAUCGCGUUCGCGCUUCUUCUAUCGUUGCCUCAAGUUUAUUCAGACGCUCACGAUAUUCUUGACAAUUGCGAUCAGAGAGGAGAUGAUAGAGUGAAGUGUUUUGCUGGUGGGCAGCCAUCUAAAUGUGAAAAGCAGGGAUGCUUUAUGUGCGGAGCCAACAGAUUAUCAAACGAAACAAAAUGUAUAAGAGGAAAAGCCUGCAAAAGAACUGAUCUUACCGGAGCUGAUAACUGCUGGGGAGGCGAAGAAGGAGAAGAAAAUGCUCAUGAUUGCUUUGUAAAAUACAAAUGUGCUUGGUGUCCAGAUAAUGAUAAAUACAAGUGUGUUCGAGAUUUUCCAAAGCCUCAGCCGUUUGUGGAUAAUUGUGACCAACUCAAGCCUGAGAGAAGGUUGUGCAGAGGAAGGGCAAAUAAGAACUCUACAAAAUGCGCUGAACUAGGCUGUUAUUACUGUAAAAAUGGAAAACCCAAAUGUAUUGAAGGAAUCGCAUGCCGAUUCGAACCAUCAGACGAAGAUUUAUGCUGGCAAGGUGAAGGCAAGGAGGACCAGCAAGACUGUCUUCGUUUAUACAAGUGUUCAUGGUGUGCAAGAAAUCCCAAAGGAAGACGAUGUGUUAAAGAUACCGUGAUUCCCAAAGAUAUACCGACCCUCCCGCCACCUACAGCUAUGCCAGCACCACACGUGGACGACUGCUUUGCUGGUGACAUAAAAAGAAGACAGUGUUUCUCAAAAGGAAAGAAGGGAUUAUGUCGUAAAAACGGUUGCUCAUAUUGUCCUGAGAGAAAACCAAAAUGCAUUGAAGGCCUGGCUUGUAGCUAUGUUCCUUCACAAGCUCACAAUUGCUGGAAAGGGAAACCCGGAGAAGAAAACGCUGACGAGUGCAAAAAUAUAUAUGGAUGUUCUUGGUGCAAGAGAAACCCAAGAUUCAAAUGUGUUAGCGAUUCUGUGAUUCCAGAUCCCCCGAUAAUUGCUCCAAUCACUUGCGCCGCUGAAGAAGCCGUCAACUGCUUUCCUUUUGUGGACCGCUCCAUAAGCCUUGCGCAAUGCGAAGAUCGUGAUUCUGAAUGCAUCUAUUGUCCAGAAAGAAAAAAAGGUCCAACAUGUCUGAGAUACCGUUGUCCAAAUGGCCACCAAAAGAGAUAUAAAUCUGACGGUUGUUGCAAAAGUGUUGGCAGUAGUGUGUCCAGUACUUCAGCUCAAAGAAUUGUUAAUGGAGACGAAGCUGUGGAAGGACGAUGGCCGUGGAUGGUGCUAGUUAUCGGAGAUUAUUUUGAAUUUAAAUUGUUUUGUGGCGGGACACUAGUGAGCAAAAAACAUGUUUUAUCUGCUGCUCAUUGUCUGGAUAAAAGAGAACCAAUAGCUAGGUAUUAUGUGCGGAUGAAUUCUUUUGAUCUGGAGAGCGACGAUAUAGUGGAGAUGAAUGUUUCAAAAUUAAUUCCUCACGAAACUUAUAAUUAUAACAUUGAAAACUUGCAGUUUGACGUCGAUAUUAUGCUGAUGGAGCUGGUAGAAGAAGUUCCCGACAGCCCCAAUAUACAACCUCUGGCGCUGCCUCAAGGUGAAAUUGUGCAUGUUGGUCAACGGUGCAUUGCCAUGGGAUGGGGGUUAUCCUCGUUAAUAGAUGAAGAUUUAUCAGUCAAAUUACAAGAAGUAGCAAUGGAUAUUAGAUUGACAGAAGAUUGUAGAGCACCGAGUCCACUCUAUAGUACUGAAUCAUUCUUCUGUGCUAAUCGAGAAGAUAUAGAUGUAGACAUAUGCUCUGGUGAUAGCGGCGGCCCCAUAGCUUGUCAAAGAUGUGACAGUUGCGAAUGGUAUAUUGCUGGAAUUGUUUCAGCCGGAUCUUGUUUUGACAAAUUCGGUCUGUUUCCUGGGGUUUUUACUAGAGUUUCCUUCUUUGAGAACUGGUUGCAUGUAAAUGGACUGGAGAGGAAAAAUGGAGAAUACGACUGCAACUUUUACUGAAAAAUAGAUUUGACUAUCACAAUUAUUUGAUAUUACCAAGUAAAACUAUUUAUGUUCAAUUAAGACUCACUAACCAAGGCGUGUUUCAUGAAUUUUAUAUAUUUAUUCAAAUACAUCUCUUCUGAAAUAUUACAUUCAUAUGAUAGUAACAAUUAUAUAUAUAUAUAUACGAUUACAAAUUUUUUUUCAUUCGAAUCUCUUGUUGUCUCGACGAGGUUAAUCAAAUUGUAACUCAAGACUGUAAUAAAACGAAAUGAAACC